AAUGCAAUGGAAGAGGGGUUCAUCCACUUUCUGUUGAAUGUUGUUAGAGACGAUGGGCAACACAUCCUCCAUGCUCACCCAAUACGACAUCGAAGAGGUUCAGCAACACUGCAAUCACGCUUUUACGCAGCAGGAGAUUGUUUCUCUCUACCAUCGCUUCUGUCAGCUCGAUCGCAACAACUGCGGUUUCAUCUCUUCCGAUGAAUUCCUCUCCAUACCCGAAUUCGCCGUCAAUCCUCUCUCUCAGAGCUUGUUGAGAAUGCUUGAUGGCUUGAACUUCAAGGAAUUCGUCGCCUUCUUGUCUGCCUUCAGUCCCCGUGCUACCAUUCACCACAAAAUCGAAUUUAUUUUCAAAGUGUAUGAUUCGGACUGCAACGGAAAAGUAACCUUCCAUGACAUGUUGAGGGCUUUAAGGGAUAUGACUGGACCCUUUAUGUCUGAACAACAGAGAGAGGAAGUUUUGACACAGGUCCUUGAGGAGGCUGGCUAUACAAAGGAUUCUUUAUUAGUUUUGUCUGACUUCAUGAAGAUUCUUGGCAAUUCGGGUUUGAAGAUGGAAGCAGAGGUUCCAGUUGAUUAGAAUGAGGAUAAUACCAUUGCCUUAGUGUAGAAUACUAUAAUAUACGAAAAAGAAACUCUCUCAUAUGCUUUCCUUUUGAGUUUUUGAUGAAGGAGAUUCUUGGUUUUGGUUCCAGUUGUUGAGUCUUUGAUUACUGCAAAACCGAAAUAUGGACGAUAUAAUUUUUAACAAAUGCAUUUAGAAUUACGUUUUUCU
Messenger RNA from Abrus precatorius (Indian licorice), 775 nucleotides. RefSeq names its product calcineurin subunit B-like. Lineage: Eukaryota; Viridiplantae; Streptophyta; Magnoliopsida; Fabales; Fabaceae. Gene Ontology annotation, molecular function: calcium ion binding. The coding region runs from base 38 to 580 and encodes 180 amino acids. The transcript has 6 exons. The record is from RefSeq and is a predicted model, not a curated record.